GGAAAGGUGAAAAAAAGGGGUACAAUAUUAAUUAUUCUCGCAAGUAUAAAAAUGGACGCAUCAAGAGUUUGGCACAAGUGUAACUGAAAUACGCUGAGUAAUCACUUGGAGUUUUUUUAAGAGAAUAACAACAUUAAAAAAAUGAGAGGAUACACGUUUAUUUUUAUGGCUAUUACGGCCUUAGUCAUAUUCGUGACUAUUCAAACUACUGCGGCAACUUGUAGCAAUGAAUGUAAAAUAUCAAAAGACGAUUGUAGGCUCUUGCGACAAAUGAGACGAUUGAAACACUUGAGAAGUCGUGGAGGUAGCAAAUGUCAUCAUAUUAAAAGCUCUGGAUCAGAUUGUGAUUCUGAAUCAGGAGACAGUGCUAAUUCCCAGGCCGAAUCACGGUCACACUCUAGUGCCCACUCUAAGUCUAAGUCAAGAUCCGCCGCAAAAAGUAAUUCUGGUGCGGAAUCUAAGACAAGCUCUCAAACUGGAUCGGGAUCAACUUCGGGUGGCCAAUCUGGAACAAGUACUCGAUCAUCAUCUAUGUCCGAAUCAGGUGCAGAGGCAGCUGCUGGGUCUGGUUCUAACGCAGCAUCUAAAUCAUCGUCAGGAGCAUCGUCUGAAUCAUCAUCUGGAUCUGACUCAGGCACAGGAGCUGGUUCUGGCGCAGCAUCUGAAUCAUCGUCUGGAGCAUCGUCUGAAUCAUCAUCUGGAUCUGACUCAGGCACAGGAGCUGGUUCUGGCGCAGCGUCUGAAUCAUCGUCUGGAGCAUCGUCUGAAUCAUCAUCUGGAUCUGACUCAAGCACAGGAGCCGGUUCUGGCGCAGCAUCUGAAUCAUCGUCUGGAGCAUCGUCUGAAUCAUCAUCUGGAUCUGACUCAAACACAGGAGCUGGUUCUGGCGCAGCAUCUGAAUCAUCGUCUGGAGCAUCGUCUGAAUCAUCAUCUGGAUCUGACUCAGACACAGGAGCCGGUUCUGGCGCAGAGUCUGAAUCAUCGUCUGGAGCAUCGUCUGAAUCAUCGUCUGGAUCUGACUCAAGCACAGGAGCUGGUUCUGGCGCAGCAUCUGAAUCAUCGUCUGGAGCAUCGUCUGAAUCAUCAUCUGGAUCUAACUCAAGCACAGGAGCUGGUUCUGGCGCAGCAUCUGAAUCAUCGUCUGGAGCAUCGUCUGAAUCAUCAUCUGGAUCUGACUCAGACACAGGAGCCGGUUCUGGCGCAGCGUCUGAAUCAUCGUCUGGAGCAUCGUCUGAAUCAUCAUCUGGAUCUAACUCAAGCACAGGAGCUGGUUCUGGCGCAGCAUCUGAAUCAUCGUCUGGCGCAGCAUCUGAAUCAUCAUCUGGAUCUGACUCAGACACAGGAGCCGGUUCUGGCGCAGAAUCUGAAUCAUCGUCUGGAGCAUCGUCUGAAUCAUCAUCUGGAUCUGACUCAGACACAGGAGCCGGUUCUGGCGCAGCGUCUGAAUCAUCGUCUGGAGCAUCGUCUGAAUCAUCAUCUGGAUCUAACUCAAGCACAGGAGCUGGUUCUGGCGCAGCGUCUGAAUCAUCGUCUGGAGCAUCGUCUGAAUCAUCAUCUGGAUCUAACUCAAGCACAGGAGCUGGUUCUGGCGCAGCGUCUGAAUCAUCGUCUGGAGCAUCGUCUGAAUCAUCAUCUGGAUCUAACUCAAGCACAGGAGCUGGUUCUGGCGCAGAAUCUGAAUCAUCGUCUGGAGCAUCGUCUGAAUCAGCAUCUGGAUCUAACUCAAGCACAGGAGCUGGUUCUGGCGCAGCAUCUGAAUCAUCGUCUGGAGCAUCGUCUGAAUCAUCAUCUGGAUCUGACUCAGACACAGGAGCCGGUUCUGGCGCAGAGUCUGAAUCAUCGUCUGGAGCAUCGUCUGAAUCAUCGUCUGGAUCUGACUCAAGCACAGGAGCUGGUUCUGGCGCAGCAUCUGAAUCAUCGUCUGGAGCAUCGUCUGAAUCAUCAUCUGGAUCUAACUCAAGCACAGGAGCUGGUUCUGGCGCAGCAUCUGAAUCAUCGUCUGGAGCAUCGUCUGAAUCAUCAUCUGGAUCUGACUCAGACACAGGAGCCGGUUCUGGCGCAGCGUCUGAAUCAUCGUCUGGAGCAUCGUCUGAAUCAUCAUCUGGAUCUAACUCAAGCACAGGAGCCGGUUCUGGCGCAGCGUCUGAAUCAUCGUCUGGAGCAUCGUCUGAAUCAUCAUCUGGAUCUAACUCAAGCACAGGAGCUGGUUCUGGCGCAGCAUCUGAAUCAUCGUCUGGCGCAGCAUCUGAAUCAUCAUCUGGAUCUGACUCAGACACAGGAGCCGGUUCUGGCGCAGAAUCUGAAUCAUCGUCUGGAGCAUCGUCUGAAUCAUCAUCUGGAUCUGACUCAGACACAGGAGCCGGUUCUGGCGCAGCGUCUGAAUCAUCGUCUGGAGCAUCGUCUGAAUCAUCAUCUGGAUCUAACUCAAGCACAGGAGCUGGUUCUGGCGCAGCGUCUGAAUCAUCGUCUGGAGCAUCGUCUGAAUCAUCAUCUGGAUCUAACUCAAGCACAGGAGCUGGUUCUGGCGCAGCAUCUGAAUCAUCGUCUGGAGCAUCGUCUGAAUCAUCAUCUGGAUCUGACUCAGACACAGGAGCCGGUUCUGGCGCAGCAUCUGAAUCAUCGUCUGGAGCAUCGUCUGAAUCAUCAUCUGGAUCUGGUUCUGGCGCAGCAUCUGAAUCAUCGUCUGGAGCAUCGUCUGAAUCAUCAUCUGGAUCUGGUUCUGGCGCAGCAUCUGAAUCAUCGUCUGGAGCAUCGUCUGAAUCAUCAUCUGGAUCUGGUUCUGGCGCAGCAUCUGAAUCAUCGUCUGGAGCAUCGUCUGAAUCAUCAUCUGGAUCUGACUCAGACACAGGAGCUGGUUCUGGCGCAGAAUCUGAAUCAUCGUCUGGAGCAUCGUCUGAAUCAUCAUCUGGAUCUAACUCAAGCACAGGAGCUGGUUCUGGCGCAGCGUCUGAAUCAUCUUCUGGAGCAUCGUCUGAAUCAUCAUCUGGAUCUAACUCAAGCACAGGAGCUGGUUCUGGCGCAGCAUCUGAAUCAUCAUCUGGUUCUUCUUCAAGCUCUAGUGCUGGAUCAAAUUCUGGAGGAAGGUCGCAAUCAUCAUCUAAGUCCAGUUCUAGGUCAUUCUCUCGAUCAGGUUCUAGGUCAAGGUCUAGUACAGCAGCAUAAUAGUUUCAAUUAGAAAAUUAGUCUACAUAUACUGUAUAUUCUUUUAAAUAUGUUUCAAACAUAUGAUUUAUUAUUAGAGAUGAUAAAUUGGGAAAAAUGUUUUAUUGAGUGGAAGUUUUAUUAUAUUUUUUGUCUUCCUGUCUACACUUUUUGUAUUUCAUGAAUCUGUUAUUAGUUAUUUCCUCAUAGUACCCAAUAGUGAUGAGAACAUUCAAAUAUACAGAGUAAGUUUUGAAAAAUUAGAAUGUUCCCAAUAAUAACCUUACUGCAUAAUUAAAUUACCGUCAUAAUAAUUAUUGCCAUUUCAGGCGUCAUUAAAAUUUAAAUUAAAAAUUUUUUGAUAAAAAAAUAAAAAUACAUAAAAAAACAUUUUUGAUUAUUCGUUUAUUUAAAGAAAAAAUGUAUUUUUUUUUUG
Molecule: messenger RNA, 3577 nt
Organism: Microplitis demolitor
Lineage: Eukaryota; Metazoa; Arthropoda; Insecta; Hymenoptera; Braconidae
Product: fibroin heavy chain
Exons: 2
Coding region: 142-3162 (1006 amino acids)
Source: RefSeq, a predicted model, not a curated record